Amborella trichopoda is the source of this 1527-nucleotide messenger RNA. NCBI's taxonomy places the organism in Eukaryota, Viridiplantae, Streptophyta, Magnoliopsida, Amborellales, Amborellaceae. The record is from RefSeq and is a predicted model, not a curated record.
AUGGACCUUCCAAAUUGGCCUGAACUCUUCCUUGCCACCCUUUUCUUCCUCUUCAUGCAUUACAUGAAGCAAAGGAACAAACCCGUUGUCUCUUGGCCCCUGCUUGGCAUGUUCCCCUCCAUCGCCAUCAACACGCACUGCUUCUUCGAGUAUCUGACCCGAGCCCUGAACCGAGCCCAUGGCACCUUCUCCUUCUUGGGCCCUGCACUGACCAACCUUGAGUUCAUACUCACUUGUGAUCCUAAGAACAUAAAACACAUUGUCAAGACCAACUUCUCCAACUAUGGCAAGGGCAAGGACUUUAAAGAGAUCUUCGAUGUUUUCGGAGAUGGCAUCUUCAUUGCUGAGUCCGAGUCGUGGAGGAUCCAGCGCAAAAUGUGCCAUGCUCACUUCCAAUCUAAAGGCUUCAGGGCCUUUCUUGCGAUCACAACUCAAGAUCUUACCGAUUCGGGCUUGUUGCCAUUGCUGGGCCGGGCGGCAAGCCAAGGCUCACAGUUGGACUUGCAGGACUUGUUAAUGAGACUCACAUUUGAUAGCACGUGCACCUCUAUCCUUGGAAGGAGAGCCGGCUGCCUUUCCCCCGGCCUUCCUGUGGUCCCGUUCAGCAAGGCCAUCGAUGACGGGACAGAGGCCCUCUUGUUCCGACACAUCGUGCCUCGCAGCUGGUGGAAGCUGAUGAAGAGACUGGAAAUCGGAUGGGAGAAGAGGGCGGUGCAUGCCCGGCGCGUCAUCGAUAAAUUUGUGACAGAACAGAUCGCAAUCACCAAAUCUCAGCUCGGAAGUGUGGGAAGCAGCGGAGAUCUGAUGUCGAGUUACAUCAGCUCCAACAGGUCCCUAUCCGAUACUUUCCUGCGGGACACCGCGGUGAAUUUCCUUUCUGCCGGGAGGGACACUUCUGGCGUGGCUCUCUCCUGGUUCUUCUGGCUUAUCUUCAAGAACCCUCAUACUGAGGCCAAGAUCAUAGAAGAAUUGCGGAAUGUGCUCGAUGGCAGGACAAGGGUCCCUCUCGAAGAUCUACACCAGCUCGUGUAUCUCCAUGCAGCGCUGUACGAGACACUGAGACUGUAUCCACCGGUUCCAAUCGAUCACAAGGCUGCUGUGCAUGACGACGUUCUUCCAGACGGGACGACGAUGAAGGCCGGCACAAAGAUCUUUUAUUCGAUUUAUUCAAUGGCCAGGAUGGAGUGGAUAUGGGGGAAGGACUGUAGAGAAUUUAGGCCUGAGAGAUGGAUUGGAGAAGGUGGGGACCUGAAGCCUGACCUAGAAUUUAAGUUCAUGACCUUCAACGCUGGGCCAAGGAGUUGCUUAGGGCAGGACAUGGCCUUCACUCAGAUGAAGAUAGCUGUAGCCACCAUACUUGCCAAUUUCCAUGUGGAGGUGGUGGAGGGCCAAAAUGUAAGCCCUAAAACUUCAGUGAUCCUCUCAAUCAAGAAUGGGCUCAAGGUCACCGUAAAAGAGAGGUCACUUCAGGCUUAGUUUGAGCACUUUAAGUUUACUACUUUGCUUCCAACUCUGUGUGUUGUAAUG